This is a messenger RNA of Ambispora gerdemannii, 2103 nucleotides long. Lineage: Eukaryota; Fungi; Glomeromycota; Glomeromycetes; Archaeosporales; Ambisporaceae. The record is from the annotation of a GenBank genome assembly.
AUGGAGUCUCAAGUAUCACCUCUUAAAGCAUCAGAAAUAAAAGUAAUCCAUGUUCAAGUGAACGAUGACAUUCCCAUUCGAAUAGUACUUCCGAUACACCAAAGACUAAUUGAAAUACGUGAAAAGCUUUCCACGAAUCCGGAAAUCCGAAUAGGCAACAACACGUCAUUCACAAACUUAAAAGAAAGGAAUUCGUUUACAAAAAUUCAACAAGAGGACGAAGAUAAAUAUUGUUUGUCGGAUGUCUUGGGAAAUAACGAAAAAUUAAAAAUUAUCGGCGAAAUUGAACCAGAUUGGGCAAUGAUUGAAAAAAAUUGUCGUAUUUCGUAUGGAAUUCAUUUUACUGAAUCAGGACCAUUACCCGCACCUGAAAAAGCAUUUGAAAUUACAGAGUUUCCGGAAUCAAUUCUAGCAUGUCCGGAUACGAUUGAUAAGAUGGUAUUUUGUAAGACUGAAAAUGAUCAUUUUUUUGUAAAAAAUUCCAUUUCUAAUUUAAAAUCUAAUGCAAAACUGCCAUGGUCGCUUAUUUCAGCUACAUUCGAUGGCACACGAAAAACGCAAUUUGGAAACCGCGUUAACAAUAGCGAAGCAACUACUUACUACAUAUCCAAAAGGAUCAAAGCAAGAAUUUCAAUAAAUCAGUCGAAAAUCAAAGCUACUCAAAAAUUUUUAGAUGCAAUUGACGAAGCACUCGAGUCUCCUGAUCAACGAGAAGCUCUUAAAGAAGUGAUCGAUACCUUUGGACAAUUUUGGUGCAAAAGAAUUGGAAUAGGAGGGAGUAUUAUUUAUGUUCAAAAAAGUGAAACGAAUUUAAAUGAAAAUGUAAGGGCUUGUGGACAGAGUAUCGAAGUGACAUCAGAAUUUAAAAAUUCUAUUGGGCUCGGAGGAAAAGUUAUAAAAGAUCAAAAAUCAAAUCGAAUGAAUACAUUAAACAGUGCAUACUCUUAUUUUAACAUUCGCGGUGGUUUAGAAGAAUACUAUCAUGAACGAGGAAUGUGUGGAUGGAUAAGAUCCUUAACAGACUAUAAAACAUGGAAAGUAGCCGAAUAUUCAGAUGUUCAUUCGAUAUUUGACAUCCUUGAUGAUGAGAGAAAAGAAAAAAUUGCAACUGCGCUCAAAAAACGAAUUACCCAUUCCGAUGUUGAAAAAGUGGACUUCAUUAUGGAUAUAUCAACGAGAAAACCACACAUCUAUGAAUUUCCUAAAGAAGUUAAUAUAUCUAAUACUGAUCAAAUAUUCGUAACAGAGAUGACAGAUCAAGAAACAGAAUCAGGGUUUGCUCUUCGAGUUCACUAUAUUAACGAAAACAGACCACCAGUGAUUCUUAUACAUCGACUCGGGAAACUUAAAAGCCGAAAAAAAUAUGUAGAUUUUUCGGUAAAGCUUGGUUGGAUCAUUGUUGGAACUUCACUAAUUUUGAAUUUAUUAGAAAAGAAUUCAGCUCAGCCCGCUUUUGAAAGUGAUGAAGCUUCAAUUAUUGUGAAUAAUAACCAGUUAUCAGCGUCUGUCUUAUCGCAAGAUUUGAAUCAAACAAAUACAAGCCUUUUGGCGACUUGUGUUACGAGAUCAAAAAGUUCACAAGAUAAUCCAUCGAAAUCAGAAUACAUUAUGGGAACUUAUUUUUAUAAUAAAAAUGGUACCGUCGGAGCUCGUGCUUUUUGCUAUGAUCGUGAUAUGAAACCAUGUCAUCAAAUUGAAAAUACAAAUCUUUCAAUUAAUCAUAGCUUGAUCUCUGGACAAUCAAAGCUUCUAUUUGGUCACGCUUCAAUAUGCAAAAAACGCCUGAACGAUCGAAAGAUUUUUUCCAAAAGAUAUAAAAUCUAUUUCACAAAGUAUCCGCAACUAAUUUCUUUAGAAGCAAGCUCAUCCAAUCUUGAGAUUAUUUCAUCAUCUUCGAAUACGCAAUCAACACAAUCAAGUAUAAAUAAUCCUAUUUUCGUUAGUUUGGUCUUGGAUGAAUGUUCUACGAAAUGCAUUCAUGGUUUCUUUACUAUAACCCCAAACUACGCAAUGUUUUGGUCUCUUAAUAACUCAAUCACUAAACGCGAGCAAGUUACAUAUUUUCGCGCACCAUCAAAAGAUGAUAGCGAGUAUAAAGUGUAA